AUGCGGCACACGGAGCUCCUGGCGAGGGAGGCCGGCCAGACGAGGCCCGCCGCCCUGACCGGGCUGCACGUGCCGACCGUGGUUGCGCCGACGCAGUCGGAGGACCUUCACUGGCGGCCACGCCUUGUGGCCCUCGCGGACUUUGUGCUGCCCAUUUGGGACAUGGUGGUUAGCAACCGUGUGCGCCUGUUCGGCUCGUACGACCACCAAGAGCUGGACAUCCUUCUGAGACUAACGUCCCCCGGCGACACCUUCGUGGACAUCGGCGCGAACGUGGGUGCGGUGACGGUGCCGCUGGCCGCGCACGUCGGCCAGGAGGGCACGGUGUACUCGUUCGAGCCCUUCCGCCAAGUGUUCCAGUACUUGAACGCGAACGUGGCCGUCAACGGCCUGGCCAACGUGCACACCUUCCAGUACGCCCUCUCGGACGCGUCGAAGGCGCCGCGCACGAUCCGCGCGCCGGCGCCGACGCUGCUGGCCGGGCAGAACGCGGGCAUGUACGGCGUGUUCCAGGGCGCCUCAACGGAGCCCAACCAGCAGACCUCGAAGACGAGGGAACGGCUGGAGGACGUCAACGUUCGGACUCUGGACAGCUUCCAGUUGCCGAGAGUCGACGUGAUCAAGAUCGACGUCGAGGGGCACGCGGCCCGUGUGCUGGAGGGCGCCGCCGAGACGCUGCUGGCACACCGCCCCAUCCUGUGGUUCGAGGAGGGCGGGAGCGAGCCCCCGGAGGCGGUCGCCAACCCGGGCCUGCGCUACUGGUGCACGAAGCUCGACGACACGCCCGAGCAGCAGUUCCUCUGCUAUCCCCGCGAGCGCCACGCGGAAGUGCAGGCCAGGCUCAACGCCUGA
Prorocentrum cordatum is the source of this 852-nucleotide messenger RNA. The record is from the annotation of a GenBank genome assembly. Lineage: Eukaryota; Dinophyceae; Prorocentrales; Prorocentraceae.